Molecule: messenger RNA, 4265 nt
Organism: Lampris incognitus (smalleye Pacific opah)
Lineage: Eukaryota; Metazoa; Chordata; Actinopteri; Lampriformes; Lampridae
Product: ubiquitin carboxyl-terminal hydrolase 31-like
Exons: 16
Coding region: 1-3936 (1311 amino acids)
Biological process (GO): protein deubiquitination
Molecular function (GO): cysteine-type deubiquitinase activity
Source: RefSeq, a predicted model, not a curated record
AUGUCGAAAUCUGCCAGCAACAAGGAGAAGAAAUCCUUCAGCAAGAAGCUCUUCCGGAGGAGCUCGGUGCGCUCCGUGGGGAGCUUUAUGAACAGAGUUCUGCGCACCCUCUCCACUUUGUCUCAUUUCGGAAACGAGGAGCACAGCGCCGAGGAGGAGAAGGACGAGGCCGCUUUCCUGCCCACCCAGACCCUAGGCUCGGUUCCCUCCGACGACAGCGACUGCGGGGGUUUCCUGUUCGGCGACAAAGUUCCGGGCGUCUCCGGGCUGAAGAACCACGGGAACACGUGUUUCAUGAACGCCAUCCUGCAGUGUCUGAGCAACACCGAGCUGUUCGCGGAGUACCUGGCCCUGGAACAGUUCCGCGGGGGCGACACGGCCAACAACGACAAGACCAAGUCCAACGGGGUCCUGGUCCAGAAGAGAGACCAGCAGCCGGCCACCGGGGAGGUCACCGAGCAGCUGUCCGGGCUCGUUCGGGCUCUGUGGACGUUUGAGUACACUCCCCAACACAGCCGAGAGUUCAAGAAUGUGGUUUCCAAGAGCGCCCUUCAGUUCAGGGGCAACGCCCAGCACGAUGCCCAGGAGUUCCUCCUCUGGCUGCUGGACAGGGUUCAUGAGGACCUCAACAACAUCAUCCACCCUGACAGCAGACCGCCCAGUAAGCCUCCAAUAGAAGUUGAAAAUCCACCUGAAGGGUCUCCACUACCAGCACCCGGCUCCUUUGUACAGGAGCUGUUUCAGGCACAAUACAGGUCCUCUCUGACCUGCCCUCACUGCCAGAAACAGAGCAACACCUUUGAUCCUUUCCUCUGCAUCUCACUGCCUAUCCCAGUACCUCACACACGGCCCCUGUAUGUGACGGUGGUCUACCAGGGAAAGUGCUCUCACUGUAUGAGAAUCGGGGUGGCGGUCCCUCUCUCCGGCACCGUUUCCAGAUUGAGACAGUCUGUGGCUCAGGAGACCAAAAUACCUGCCCAACAGAUCGUCCUCACCGAGAUGUACUACGACGGUUUCCAUCGCUCCUUCUGUGACGAUGACGAGGACCUGGAAAUCAUUCAGGAGAGCGACUCCAUCUUUGCCUUCGAGACGCCGGAGCUCUUCCGCCCGGAGCAAAUACGCUCGCAGCGCGCAGGGAGCCCUCACACGAACCUGAACCAGAACAACUUGAAGUACGGCACAGAUAAUAAUAGGACAUCCUCACAAAUACCAGAGCCCUCCACACCGCCACCGAGCCCCAACAAGAACCGCAGCCAGGCCGACAAGAUCGUGCUGUUGGUGUGCAACCGGGCCUGUGCCGGACAACAGGGCCGCAGGUUUGGUAAUCCGUUUGUGCUGUACUUGGAGAGAUCGGUGACGUGGGACGUCCUUCAGAAAGCGAUCCUGGAGAAGAUGCAACACUUUUUGCGUCCGGGGGUCUGCGUGCAGGUCGGACCGUUCAGUUUGCGUGUGGUGGGUGUGGUGGGAAUCACCUACCUCCUGCCACAGGAGGAGCAGCCACUCUGCCAUCCGUCUGUGGAGAGGGCAUUCAAGUCUUGUGGUCCCGGGGGUCCGCCGCACGUUAAAAUUGUCGUUGAAUGGGACAAAGAAACAAAAGACUAUCUUUUCAAACGCACUGAGGACGAGUACAUCCCCAAUGCUGAGAGUGUCCGGCAGACCAAGGAGCAGCACCUGCAGCCUCAGACCUGCUCCCUGGCCCAGUGCUUCCAGCUGUACACCAAGGAAGAACAGCUGGCUCCAGAUGAUGCCUGGCGCUGCCCACACUGCAAGCAGCUCCAACAGGGAAGUAUCAAGCUGAGCCUGUGGACGCUGCCAGACAUCCUCAUCCUUCACCUCAAACGCUUCAGACAGGACGCAGACCGGCGGAUGAAGAUGCAGAACAUGGUGAAGUUUCCACUCAUUGGCAUGGACAUGGCACCCCACAUGGUCAAGCGGAGCCAGAGCAGCUGGAGCCUCCCCUCACACUGGUCACCGUGGAGACGACCCUACGGGUUGGGCCGUGAUCCCGAGGACUACCUGUAUGACCUGUACGCCGUCUGCAACCACCACGGGACCAUGCAGGGAGGACACUACACAGCUCACUGUAAGAACUCCAUCGAUGGGCAGUGGUACUGCUUCGACGACAGUGAUGUACACGCCAUAUCUGAUGAUGAAGUCUGCAAGCAGACCGCCUACAUCUUGUUUUAUCAAAGACGUGCCACAAUUCCCUCCUGGUCGGCCAACAGCUCUGUUGGAGGGUCCACCAGUUCUUCACUGUGUGAACACUGGAUCAGCCGGCUCAUGGGAAGCCGCCCACCCAGCCAGGCCUCGUCGGGCUCAUCCAGACGCACCUCACUCGCCUCGCUGUCCGAGUCAGCUGAGUUUGGUGGGGAGCGGAGCGAAGAUGACGGCUUGUCCUCGCGCUCGGCAGUGAGGGGCAUGCAGAGACAGACCUUCUCCUCCAGGUCGUCCAUGGCUAGCCCACUGGCACUGAGUGAGAAUGGCUCUAAGCCCUCCUGGUCCCUCUCCGCCAAGCUCCAGCUUCGCUCCAACUCCCCGUCUCGCUUUUCCCUGGACUCCCACUCCUCCUCCCCCACACUGGAGAGGAUAGGGGAAGCUGUGGAUGACAAAGUCUCCACCUCCUGCUUCAGCGGGUCAGCCAAGCAAGACAAACUCUCUGGAGGAAAGUCGUUGCUAGUGGCCGUGGACAGUAACCCAGCUGGAAAGAAGCCGGCGGAGCUGAAGCCCAUGUCUCAAGUAGAGCAGAGGAGCACCAGCCAGGCUGGGGAAAACAACAACACGGCUCCUGGUGCAGAGCAGGCCAGCCCAGGACAUGGAGCAGCUGUCAAGGAAACCAAACAGAGUGGGCUGGGUGAAAGUGCCCUAGCCAGGAGGACCUCAUCCAAAUCUGUCCCAGAGCCUGAAAGGAGUCCGAAGAAGUGCAGCGCCGCCUCCUCCAGCUCUCCGUCUCACAGGUUCCCAGCUGCUGACAAGUCGCAGUCUGUGCCACAGGCCAAGGUCAGCACGGCGGCAGCAUCUCACUCCAAAGCUAAAGGUGAGGAACUACCCAAAGUUAGCAAGGCCACCUCCACGAAAACAGCCUCACCCUCCAAGAAGGGCAUUUCCCAAAUCCAGGAGACAUUACAUCCAGACUCUCCCCAGCAGAGAAGCAGUGGGUCUCCAGGAUUGCAGAGCUCACGCCCCCCGAGAAGGUCGUCGCCAAGAGGAGGGCCAGAGAAGAGUGCGGCCUCUGGCAGGACUAGAGCAGUGGACAGGAGUGCCAGCAGGGAGUCCUCGCGGACCAAUGCAGCAUCAGAGCGGAGGACGAACCACGCUGGUGCCUCCUCCAAGGAGAACGGAGGCUCAGCUCGGGCCGGAGAGGGAGGUAGAACUGAGGGGAGAUGUGGGCGGGGGGUGGAGAACAGGACUGGGGGGCGGAGCUCAAGCAGCAGCUCCUCAAUGACCAGCCUACGCUCCUCCAGUGUGGGCGUGUCCGCCUCCAGUGCAGUACCGCCUCCACGAGUGCUUAGGAGGAACAGUAAGACAGAGGACAAAGGUCUGUCCUUCUUCAAGACCGCCAUGAGGCAGAAGGAGACUCGUAAAUUGACUGACUCAGGGAAAGUGGCAUUGGCGGAGGCAAAGGGAAGUCCGGAAGACGGCGGAGGCGAAGCAACUACAGAGGCGUCAGGCAACGGGCCAAGCAAGAAGGUCCAGAACGUGGCUUUGGAGUUGCCCACCAAUCCAGCCCAAGCCAAAGACAAGGAGUCCUCCAAGACAUCCAACCCGGCCAAGCGUUCACUGCUUCCCUCCGCCAAGUCCAAGUCUUCCGGUGCAGAAACGACCGCCCAGGCCUCAGCCAAUGGGAAAGAGCCGUUUAAGAAAGAGCCGGUCAAAAAGACAAUGCAGUCGAGAAAGAUUCCUAUCAACUCAACAAAAAACACUCCCAAGUCCAAGUAAAAGUGAGUCUGGGGGCUCCAUGUCGUCCUCUAUUGAGUGCAGCUGUUAGGUGUUUUCAGCCAUCAAGCUAAGUCUCUCUUCUGAGAAACUUCUAGCAAAGCACCUGUAGCUUUCCAUCGAUCAAUGAAUACCAGCUGCCAUCUCCACUUUGUUAAAUAGUUAUUUAGGAAUGGAUUUAUCGAAAGCACUUUGUAUGAAUCGCAUAUUAAUGUAUAAACCUGUGGGCAGCACAUGUAUUGACAUUUCAUUGUUGACCGGUUCUGUCAGUAGCAUAACCUGGCGAGGUUUGUCUCGGUAACAACGAAGACGGCCGCUGUGCACAUGACGGA